AUGACCGAGACAUGCGUUGACAUUCUGUGUGCUGCCCAAUCUACCGUUGCCAAUGGCAACCCAUCGACAGACGGCAAGAUCGAAGAGCUGACAACACCUGAACGACUCGAUCUAGCCAUGCAGGAAGCGAUCGCUAUGACACAACUAGCACCUUCUUCGGCAAGGGGUUAUCUCUGGGUGAGCCAUAUUCAUUCUCUUUGUGGACGUUAA
Molecule: messenger RNA, 210 nt
Organism: Lichtheimia ornata
Lineage: Eukaryota; Fungi; Mucoromycota; Mucoromycetes; Mucorales; Lichtheimiaceae
Exons: 2
Coding region: 1-210 (69 amino acids)
Source: RefSeq, a predicted model, not a curated record